GGUUUGCCCAUGAUAAAAUAUUGUUGGACUCUGCCUCCACGCCCCCUCAGCAGAAAGAAGCUGCAGCCGAGUUUGGUGGUGAACUUAUUUGCUGACAUAGGUUACUCACACCACCGCUCUCCUGGGUAGCUUUUGUCAGCAGCCAGCAGCAAAGACCCUUUCCAGCAUCCGAGUUUACAUGAGGGCCUGGCAGGGGAGUGUUCUCCUCUGUGCACAGCCAGCUCAGUAAAUCUCAGCGUGACAGGCUCACAGCCCUGCUGCUGAACUUUUAACUUGAAGCUCUAGCAGGGUGCUGAGUGUCUCCAGCUACAUGACACGAGCUGUGAAAGUAAACCACUUCGCUGGGAACAAGGGGAAGUCCAGCAUAUUGUUUUGCGGACUUUGCCUACAGUUUGCUUGCAGUGUAAGCAUAGAAUAUAUACACCUGGGAAAGCAGUGAGAGCGAGAUGGACUUCCAGCACAGAACUCAGCCGUUCCCCAUCCCAGAGGAUGAAGAGGUUGCGUACAAGGUCGCUCCCGAUGCUCACAACUCCGCAGGAAAUGAAGGCGAGAAACCGGUGUCAAAAUUGCAACGUAGGCACAGUGAAAUAAAACUCUACAAAGAGUUUUGUGACUUUUAUGCAAAAUUCAACAUGGCGAACGCUCUUGCAAACGCCAUCUGCGAGCGCUGCAGGGGCGGCUUUGCUCCUGCCGAGAAAAUUGUCAACAGCAAUGGUGAGCUGUACCACGAGCAGUGCUUCGUCUGCGCCCAGUGCUUUCAGCAGUUCCCCGAGGGGCUCUUCUAUGAGUUUGAAGGGAGGAAGUACUGUGAACAUGAUUUUCAAAUGCUUUUUGCCCCUUGCUGCCAUCAAUGUGGUGAGUUCAUUAUUGGUCGUGUUAUUAAAGCCAUGAACAAUAGCUGGCAUCCAGAGUGCUUCUGCUGUGAUAUCUGCCAAGCAGUAUUGGCUGAUAUUGGAUUUGUCAAGAAUGCUGGCAGACAUCUCUGCCGUCCUUGCCAUAACAAGGAAAAAGCCAGAGGCCUGGGAAAGUACAUUUGCCAGAAGUGUCAUGCUAUUAUUGAUGAACAGCCUCUCAUAUUCAAAAAUGAUCCUUAUCACCCUGAUCAUUUCAACUGUGCAAACUGCGGGAAGGAACUUACUGCUGACGCUCGUGAGCUGAAAGGGGAACUCUACUGCUUACCCUGCCAUGACAAAAUGGGUGUCCCCAUCUGUGGGGCAUGUAGGAGACCAAUUGAAGGCCGUGUGGUGAAUGCUAUGGGCAAACAAUGGCAUGUGGAGCAUUUUGUUUGUGCAAAAUGUGAAAAACCAUUCCUGGGCCAUCGUCAUUAUGAGAGAAAAGGCCUGGCAUAUUGUGAAACCCACUACAAUCAGCUGUUUGGUGAUGUUUGUUUCCAUUGCAACCGUGUGAUUGAAGGAGAUGUUGUGUCUGCUCUGAAUAAGGCAUGGUGUGUGAACUGUUUCGCUUGUUCAACUUGCAACACUAAGUUAACCCUCAAGAAUAAAUUUGUUGAGUUUGAUAUGAAGCCUGUCUGCAAAAAAUGUUAUGAGAAGUUUCCCCUAGAGUUGAAGAAAAGACUGAAGAAAUUAGCUGAAACUUUGGGAAGGAAGUAAAGACUUCAUCUGCUCUCCUCUUCAUUGUGAAAAUCUUAUAGAUACUACUUGUGUGGUAGGGGGGAGUUGCUGCUUUGAGGCUGCAGUCAGACAACAGAUGCUGAUGCAUGCCUUUUAUCAACCCAACAUAUAUUAAGAUUCUCUCUUCUCUAUACAUGUAUGCUUACCUGUUGACAAACAGACCAUACUUCCAAAAUAAAUACCAGCUCACUUGAAAGGUUUCUGACCAAUAAUGCCAUUGUACCGAUGCAGGUGGCCCAUUCUGCACACUAAUUCUCUGUGGAACUCUUCAGAGAGAGAAAAUUUGCUUGUGAACACAAACUUUGCAAAUGUGCCCAACUUUAGGGAUGUGUAUUGUCAUUUAUGUUAGUGAAAAUAUUAACCUUCAUAUUAAGCAUGCAGACAAAACUCACCCAGCUCAAGUGAUUUGGGCAGGAAACCAGUACACUUUGCCUCAUGGAAAAAUUCACACUUGGAUUUCAGGCCAAGUCACCUCAUUAAGGAGCCUUAUUUGAGAUGGUUUGGAAACUAUCAGAUUUCUAAAUACAUCCACUGUACAGCUGACAUACAUAAAGUGAUAAAAAUUACAAACUAUGCUUAUAUGAUGAAUGUUUCUACAUCAGGCUUAGCAUGAGAUACUUAUAUAAAAAAUGUAUUCCUAUUGCAAGAAACGAGCAUACUCAGAACUACUUUUUGCUAUAUUCCACUUAAAAUAACACAUUAACUUCUAUAUAUGCUUUUGCAUUCUAUUUACUUUUUGUGCCUUAUUCUGCUGGACCAUACAUAACAGUAUACCAUUAAAUAUAUAUAGUUUUAUAUUUUAUUUCAUAUUUUUAUGCAAAAACUAUUAUAGAAGGUAUUUUCAAAAGAUAACAUACUUUGCCUUAAUUAUACAGGAUGCAAGAAGUAUUUUAUUUGAAAUGUGAACAUCUGCAUUUAAAAUCUAGCUUCUAGACCUCAUUGAUUUUCAGAACAAUACUGAAAAUGCGUAUUUCAAUUAACUGGCAAUAUUACUUUUACACCUCUGUGUGUAAAUAUGCAAGGUUUGAUCCUACUAGGAUCUACUUCUUUAGCCAUCCUCAAGGACUGAGCUUACAAAUAAUAAAAAUUCUUUAUAACAUACAUUUAAUUGUUUUAUACUAUUGAGUUCUGUCCAUGCAAAUUUGUUUUUAUUUUUUCCUUUGUUAUAGAAAAUACAGCUACUUAGGUCUUCUUCAUGGUACGAAGUAUGCAAACAUUUUUUUUUUACUUUUGUACAUUAGUGACUUAAACAGAUUUUCUGUAAUUAUGUAACAGGAAGUAAAAUUUUCUUUCCUGUUUAUGAAAAAUUAGUUACUUUAAAACAUCUGCUUUCCUGUGUCAUCAAUAAAGGCCAUGUUAUUAAA
Molecule: messenger RNA, 2995 nt
Organism: Onychostruthus taczanowskii (white-rumped snowfinch)
Lineage: Eukaryota; Metazoa; Chordata; Aves; Passeriformes; Passeridae
Gene: LIMS1
Product: LIM zinc finger domain containing 1
Exons: 10
Coding region: 447-1610 (387 amino acids)
Biological process (GO): positive regulation of integrin-mediated signaling pathway; positive regulation of substrate adhesion-dependent cell spreading; cell-cell junction organization
Cellular component (GO): focal adhesion; cytoplasm; cell-cell junction
Source: RefSeq, a predicted model, not a curated record